AAUGUGACACCAUAUCAUCAUCCAACCUUCCAAGAUUCCAUCAAACUUACAUCUCCAAGAUUAAUUAUUAGCUCAAGAACAAAAUAGAAGCUUCCUCCGCUAGUGGGGACCAUCUUGCUGGUGGACUGCCACGUGUAUACCCCCACUUGACCGUUUACCUGUCACUGUCAACCAGCCAGAAUAAGUGUACCAUUUCCUUUCUUUUUCCCCCUUCUAUGAAACCACCAUACUUGAACCUGGCUAACCUGGUGUCUACGGCACUGUAUAUAAACUUUUUUUUUAGGGUUUUUACUUUUUGAAUGUGCGAAACGAUGUCUUCGUCCACAGAGACGAGCAACGGAGAUCAAGCGGUGGUUGAGCUGAUUGUGUGUGACGCAUCACCAUCAUCAGUUGAUGCUGAGGUUACAGCCUCCGAGGAAAUUACUCCUCUCUUAAUUCAAUCUGAGAAACCCAAGAUCAACAUUUUCUCAGUCUCUUAUUCUCGAAGAAAGCCUCGGCAGGAACAAGUGAUAGAAACGGAGACAUUACCACUAACUCGUUUCUUGUUGUGGGUGUGGAAUGGAUCUAGAUACUCAGGAUUAAUAUGUAUGGCCGUAUCAUCAACUAUCUACUUUUUCAUGGAAUUGAUUUCUGAUAUUUUUACUGUUCAGUCUAUUCCCUUGUUUGAGACUGCAUUUACAAGAUGCACAAUAAUAAUGAUAUUAUCAUAUUUAUGGUUAAGAAGAAGUGGACAGCCAAUAUUUGGGCCAACAAAUGCUAGGAAUCUUUUGAUUUCAAGAGCCCUCACAGGAUAUCUCUCGUUGUUCAGUUUUGUCUUUUGCAUUCAGAGUUUACCUUUGUCUCAGGCUGUUGUAUUAAACUUCACUACUCCAGUUAUGGCUUCAAUUAUGGCAAGAAUUGUUUUGCGUGAGAACUUAAAAAUUUCUGACAUUGGAGGUCUUGCGUGCAGUUUCUUCGGUGUGCUCUUCAUUUUUCAACAUAUGUUUACUACACAAGGAGAGUUAGUUAAAAAUGGGAAAGCAAGUAAUUCGAAUGUUAGGGAAAGCCACCAUAUAUAUGCCAUCUUGGUUGGAUUAAUUUCAUCAAUAACUGGUGGAAUCAACUUCUGCCUUAUAAAAGCUGGAGCAAAGGCGUCUGAUCAACCUGUGGUCACUCUAUUCUCAUUUGGCGUACUUGCCAGCCCUGCUGCUGCGAUAUGUGCAUUUGUCUUUGAGAAACUUGUGCUGCCAAGUCUUUAUUCUAUUCUCCUGAUGCUAGUACUUGGUGUUCUGGCUUUCUUGGCAGAGGUAUUUUUAGCCCGGGGACUUCUGCUAGAGAAAACCAGCAAAGUUGUAAAUGUCCAAUACAUAGAGGUUGCCCUUACACAGUUAUGGGGCAUUGGAUCGUUUAAGAUAGCGCCAUUGUUUGGGCGACUCCUGGGGUGUUUUCUUAUUUCUCUUUCUGUGUGUUAUACCAUGUUUAUUGGUCCCGAUAAAGAGAUGAAUGACAUGGCUUAGUUUUUCGGUGUUGGAAGACAUGUAUCAUCCUAUUCCUUCUCGUAAUCAACUUGCCAUUUUUUCCCAAUUUUUAAAUUUUAUAGAAUAUCUUGUGCAUUUUUCACCUCCUUGUUAGCUGACUUCUUAAUCUAUACCACAUUACAUGAUUUGAUUUCAACUUAAA
Molecule: messenger RNA, 1659 nt
Organism: Pistacia vera
Lineage: Eukaryota; Viridiplantae; Streptophyta; Magnoliopsida; Sapindales; Anacardiaceae
Exons: 10
Coding region: 300-1496 (398 amino acids)
Cellular component (GO): membrane
Source: RefSeq, a predicted model, not a curated record